UUCUCUCACUAAACGUGGUGCCGAAGUCUCUUGAGAAGUUGUGAGCUCUCUCUGUCUCUGUCUCUCUCUCUGCGUCGGUCUCUCUGUUUGUGAGGUUGAUGGAGAAGAAUUCUUCGAACCUGCAUGCUCUGGAUCUCGAUAAUUGGAGUACCCUUUUAGUUGGUUUGAGCGUAAUGAGAAUCUGAUCCGACGGUGAAAAAAGGUAGAGGAGGUAAAGAUGUUGGAGGAACAGGUGGCCAAUUUGUUGCAGAGGUACCUUGGGAAUUACGUGAGGGGCCUCAACAAGGAGGCCCUCAAGAUCAGCGUCUGGCAAGGGAAUGUGGAGCUAACAAAUAUGCAGUUGAAGCCUGAAGCACUCAAUGAAUUAAAGUUGCCUGUGAAGGUCAAGGCGGGAUUUCUUGGAUCUGUGAAACUUAAGGUUCCUUGGAGCAGGCUUGGCCAAGAUCCUGUUCUAGUUUAUCUGGAUCGAAUUUUCAUAUUAGCCGAACCAGAAACUCAAGUUGAAGGAAGUAGUGAGGAUGCAGUCCAGGAAGCUAAGAAAAGACGAGUGCGGGAAAUGGAAUUGAAGCUGUUGGAGAGAUCACAGCAACUGAAGUCAGAAAUGAAUAAGUCCUGGUUGGGAUCCCUGGUCAGCACAAUAAUUGGAAAUCUGAAGCUUUCAAUUUCAAAUAUUCAUAUCAGAUAUGAAGAUCUUGAGAGCAAUCCUGGUCACCAAUUUGCUGCUGGCGUAACCUUGGAGAAGCUCUCAGCGGUGACUGUUGAUGAUAAUGAGGAGGAGACUUUUGUUACUGGGGGCUCACUAGACCGUGUCCAGAAGUCUGUUGAACUUGACCAGCUCGCAGUUUAUUUGGAUUCUGAUAUUGUUCCAUGGCAUGUUGAAAAAUCUUGGGAGGAAUUGCUUCCUUCUGAGUGGCUUAAGGUAUUUAGAUUUGGUACUAAGGAUGGCAAACCAGCUGAUAGUCUUACAAAGAAGCACAAUUACAUUUUGCAACCUGUUUCUGGGAAGGCAAAGUAUACAAAGCUGCGACAAAAUGAAUUUGCUGAUGGCAGUCAACCUCAGCAAAAAGCAGUAGUAAACUUGGAUGAUGUGACGCUCUGUCUAUCGAAGGACGGAUACAGGCAUAUUUUAAAAUUGGCUGAUAACUUUGCUGCCUUUAAUCAACGGUUGCAAUAUGCCCAUUAUCGUCCAAACAUCUCCGUGAAAUCUGAUCCUAGGUCUUGGUGGAAGUAUGCUUACAAAGCUGUUUCUGACCAGAUGAAGAAGGCGAGUGGGAAAUUGUCGUGGGAGCAGGUUUUGAGGUUGGCAAGCUUACGAAAGAAAUAUAUCUCUUUAUAUGCUUCACUGCUUAAAUCUGACCUCGGUCGGACUGUAGUUGAUGACAACAAAGACAUUGAGGAAUUAGAUCGUGGACUUGAUAUUGAACUCAUACUUCAAUGGAGGAUGUUGGCACACAAGUUUGUGGAGAAAUCAAUACGAUCAGAAGAUGACUCAAAGAAACAGAAACCAAAGAAGUCUUGGUGGCCAUUCGGAUGGAACAACCAAUCUUCGAAAGAUGAAGAUGAGUCAUUUAAAUUCAGUGAGGAAGACUGGGAACAGUUAAAUAAAAUUAUAGGGUAUAAGGAAGGUGAAGAAGGGCAGUCAUAUAUCAUCAAUAACAAGAAGGAUGCGCUUCAUACCUUCUUAGAGCUUCACAUGAAACAUAAUGCUUCAAGGCUUCUUGAUGAGGCCCAGAAUUAUCUUGCUGAAUUAUCAUGUGAAGGCCUUGAUUGCUCCAUAAAGCUUUAUCCCGAGACAAAAGCCUUUGACAUGAAACUAGGAUCAUAUCGAUUGUCAUCUCCAAAUGGUCUUCUUGCUGAGAGUGCUACUACUUAUGAUUCAUUAGUUGGCGUUUUCUGCUAUAAGCCAUUUGAUAGUAAGGUGGACUGGAGCAUGGUUGCUAAAGCUUCUCCCUGUUACAUGACUUAUCUGAAGGAAUCCAUUGAUCAAAUCAUCAAUUUUUUUGAAAGCAAUACUGCUGUUAGUCAGACAAUAGCAUUGGAAACUGCAACUGCUGUUCAGAUGACAAUUGAUGGGGUCAAGCGCACUGCUCAGCAGCAAGUAAACAGAGCACUGAAGGAUCAUGCCAGGUUUUUGUUGAACUUGGAUAUUGCUGCUCCCAAAAUUACCAUUCCUACUGAUUUUCAUCCUGACAAGUCCCAUGCAACAAAACUUCUGCUUGAUUUGGGGAAUUUGCUUAUUCGGACACAGGAUGAGCAUGAAGUUGGAUCACCUGAGGAGCUCGAUAUGUAUCUGCAAUUUGAUUUGGUUUUGAGUGAUAUUUCUGCUUUCUUGGUUGAUGGGGACUACCAUUGGAGUGAAAAUCCUUCCAACAAGUAUGAUCUUUCUGCCAGCACUAGUGGUGUUGGUUUCUUGCCCCUUAUUGAUAAGUGUGGGGUAAUUUUGAGGCUUCAACAGAUUCGAUUAGAAAACCCAUCCUAUCCCUCUACAAGACUUGCUGUGCGGCUGCCAUCAUUGGGGUUUCACUUUUCUCCAGCUCGGUAUCAUCGACUGAUGCAAGUGAUGAAGAUCUUUCAGGGGAGAGAUGGUGAGGACUUGGAUUUACUACUCCCUUGGAAUCAAGCUGACUUUGAAGGGUGGUUGUCCCUUCUCACAUGGAAGGGUGUUGGAAACAGGGAAGCUGUAUGGCAGCGGCGAUACAUCUGCUUGGUUGGGCCUUUCCUCUAUGUACUUGAGAGCCCUUUCUCUAAAUCUUAUAAGCAGCGUAUCAGUUUACGAGGAAAGCAGAUAUAUCAAGUUCCACCUGACUUUGUUGGUGGUGAAGAACAUGUUUUGGCUCUUUGUAAUGCUGCACAACCAAUUAUCAAGGUUGUGGAGGAUGCAAAUGCAUUAAUAUUAAGAUGCGAUUCAGAUGAUUCAAGAAAUGCUUGGCACAGCCGUUUGCAGGGGGCUAUUUAUCGUGCAUCGGGUGCUGCUCCUAUUAGUACUUUAUCAGAAACUUCAUCAGAGCCAGAGGAUUCUGAAGCUGAACUUGGUGAAAACCGUGAUGCAAUUGAUGUAUUGAAUACAGAGAGGCUAUUUGUUGCUGGUGUUCUUGAUGAACUAAAGGUUUCCUUCAGUUAUAGUUAUCAGCACGACCACAGCUACAUGAAUGUCCUCCUUGCUGAAGAGAGUAAUCUAUUUGAGUUUCGAGCAAUUGGUGGUCAGGUUGAGCUGUCAAUCAUAGAGAAUGAUAUGUUCAUUGGCACUGUGCUCAAAUCUUUGGAGGUUGAAGAUUUAAUUUGCCGCAACAAAGUGUCUCGUCCUUGUUUUCUGGCAAGGUCAUUUAUCGGGAGUACAGAUGCGAAUUCAUCCUUCUAUGAUGUUGGGGAUCAAAGCGCCAACAAUUGUGCAACUCCAAGUGGAGACGAUAAGUUCUAUGAGGCAGAGGAGAAUUUAGUUGAUUCCGUUGACAAUUUUAUCAUUGAAGCCCCUAGUUUUAACCGUAUCUCUGGUCUACUGCCCACUGAUGCUAUUGGAACUAAGAGGCAGGACAUUGAAUUAUCUGAUACUUUGGAUAGUUUUGUGAAAGCCCAAAUAAUUAUUUAUGACCGGAACUCUCCUGGAUAUAAUAAUAUAGAUAAUCAGGUCACGGUGACCCUGGCUACCCUGUCUUUUUUCUGUCGUCGGCCAACAGUUGUUGCCAUCAUGGAGUUUUCUAAUGCUAUUAACAUCAAGGAUGAAAGUUGUGAAUCUUUCAGUGACAGUUCUUCUGCAGCCACUGGGAAACAGGAAGUCUCCAAAGAUGUAAUUGAUGAUAAAUAUUCAACUACAGCUGGGGACCCAGUAAUUAAAGGUUUGCUAGGAAAAGGGAAAUCCAGAAUCAUGUUCAAUUUAAAAUUACACAUGGCACAUGCUCAAAUUGUGUUGAUGAAUGAAGAUGAAACUAAGCUGUCCAGUCUGUCGCAAGAUAAUUUGCUGACGGAUAUUAAGGUGUUCCCAUCAUCUUUUAGUAUUAAAGCGGCCCUUGGAAAUUUGAGAAUAAGUGAUGACAGUCUUCCUAGUAGCCAUAUGUAUUUCUGGGUCUGUGACAUGAGAAAUCCUGGGGGCAGUUCAUUUGUUGAGUUGCUUUUUACUUCUUACAAUGCUGAUGAUGAAGACUAUAAAGGUUAUGAGUAUAGCCUUUUUGGGGAACUUUCUGAAGUACGCAUUGUUUUCUUGAAUCGGUUUCUCCAGGAGGUGGUCAGUUAUUUUAUGGGUCUGGUUCCCAACAAUUCAAAAGCAUUUGUCAAACUAAAGGAUCAAGUAACAAAUUCUGAGAAGUGGUUUACAACUAGUGAAAUUGAAGGAUCACCUGCUGUAAAGUUUGAUCUUUCUUUUAGGAAGCCCAUUAUAUUAAUGCCUCGGAGGACAGACAGCCUUGAUUACUUGAAGCUUGACAUUGUUCACAUAACCGUCAAGAACACAUUUCAAUGGUAUUGUGGACAUAAAAGCGAAAUAAAUGCUGUGCAUUUGGAAAUAUUAACAAUUCAGGUUGAGGACAUCAAUUUAAAUGUUGGUACCGGAGCCGAACUAGGUGAGAGCAUAAUUCAAGAUGUGAAGGGUGUUUCAGUCAUCAUUCAAAGGUCACUCCGAGACUUGUUGCAUCGAAUACCAAAUACUGAGGUUACACUUAAGAUAGAGGAAUUGAAAGCAGCUCUUUCGAGUAGGGAGUACCAGAUUAUCUCUGAAUGUGCACUUUCGAAUAUUUCUGAGACUCCACAUGUUGUGCCUCCACUGAAACAUGAUUCUAGGACAGAUUCUGCUGGUGCAAUAGAACCCAUCUUUCCUCAGAAUACAGCUGGCGUUGAACCAGAAACUACAAAUGGGGAAGCCUGGAUUAUGAUGAAGGUGUCUGUCAUUAUUGAUCUGGUGGAAUUGAGAUUACAUCCAGGAUCAACAAGAGAUGCAUAUCUGGCUACUGUGCAGAUUAGUGAUGCUUGGCUACUCUACAAGUCCAAUACCCUUGGAGAAGGUUUUCUCUCAGCAACACUAAAGGGUUUCAGUGUGAUUGAUGAUCGUGAGGGGACCAAACAAGAGUUUAAGCUGGCAAUAGGAAGGGCUGAGAAUAGCUGUCUACACAUAGGGACUUGUGAUGAAAAUGAGCACGUGGUUGUUGCAAAUGUUUUUGGGGAGAAUGAUGUUAAACCGGUUCCUCCAAUGCUUAUUCUUGAUGCUAAGUUUACAAAGCAUACAACAUCUGUUUCUUUUUGUGUCCAAAGGCCUCAAAUGCUUGUUGCACUUGAUUUUUUACUGGCUGUGGUUGAGUUUUUUGUUCCGUCUGUUGGAAACAUGCUUUCAAAUGAGGAAGAUACGAAAUCUUUACAUGUCAUUGAUGCAAUCAUUCUGGAUCAGUCAAUUUACCGGCAGCCGUCGGCUGAAGCAUCUCUCUCGCCCGAAAGACCAUUAAUAGCCGAUGAUGCAAGAUUUGAUCUCUUUGUUUAUGAUGGCAAUGGGGGAGUAAUGUUUUUGAAAGACAGACGGGGGUUUAAUCUUUCAGCACCUAGUACAGAACCAAUAAUAUAUGUUGGGAAUGGGAAGAAAUUGCAAUUCAAAAAUGUUGUGAUCAAGAAUGGGCUGUAUUUGGACUCUUGUGUUUUUCUUGGAGCUGAUAGCAGUUAUUCUGCUUCAAAUGAUGAUCAUGUUUACUUGGAGGAGAAUGAGGCUCCUCACUCUAGCACCUCAAGAGAAAGCGUUAACGAUGUACCAUCUCAAGAUAUCAUAGCUGACAGGUCAAUGGAGUUUAUCAUUGAGUUGCAGGCUAUUGGCCCAGAGCUGACCUUUUACAAUCCAUCAAAAGGUGUUGGGGAAUCUCUUCUUCUCUCUAACCAACUUUUGCAUGCACAGUUGGAUGCAUUUUGCAGGCUUGUUUCAAAGGGUGAUAAUAUUGAGAUGAAUGCAAAUGCAAUUGGCUUGACAAUGGAGAGUAAUGGGAUCACAAUAUUGGAGCCUUUCGACACCUCCAUCAUUUAUUCAAAUGCUGCUGGAAAGACCAAUAUGCAUUUAUCUGUUUCAGAUAUACUCAUGAAUUUUUCAUUCAGCAUCUUGAGGCUUUUUUUAGCGGUUGAAGAGGACAUCCUGACAUUUUUAAGGACAACUUCAAAGAAAAUGACGUUUGUCUGCUCCCAGUUUGACAAGGUUGGAACAAUAAAAAAUCCCUAUACUGACCAAAUACAUGCCUUUUGGAGGCCUCGUGCACCACCUGGUUUUGCUGUUCUUGGCGACUAUCUGACACCAUUGGACAAGCCACCUACAAAAGGAGUUCUUGCUGUGAAUACCAACAUUGUUAGAGUUAAAAGACCUAUAUCUUUCAAAUUUAUUUGGUCACCUUUAUCUUCUGGGGACAUUUCUGAUCAAGGGGUAAAUAAUUCUGAUUUGGUACCAAAUGGUAUGAGUAAAGGAGACAGCAACUUUUCCAUCUGGUUACCUGAGGCACCGAAAGGUUAUGUUGCAUUGGGCUGUGUGGUUUCACCCGGAAGAACGCAACCACUGAUAUCUUCUGCUUUUUGUAUCUUGGCCUCUUUAGUUUGUCCUUGUUCCCUGAGGGAUUUUAUUGCAAUCAGAACUUCCACAUCUAUCCCAAGUGUGGCAUUCUGGCGAGUGCACAAUUCUGUUGGCACUUUCUUGCCAGCAGCUCCCGCUUCUUAUGGCUUAACAGCUGCAGCAUAUGAUUUGCGUCAUAUGAUAUUUGGGUUAUCAGAAGGCUUUGCGAACGCAACCUCAAGUUCAGAUGCCCAGGCUUCCCCUUCUGGUCAUAUACACUCGCAACAAUCGCAAGGAUCAGCAACUGCAAACUCUGGCCGGCGUUUCGAAGCUGUUGCUAGUUUUAGAUUAAUAUGGUGGAAUCAAGGCUCAAACUCAAGGAAGAAUCUAUCCAUAUGGCGCCCAGUUGUCCUGCCAGGGAUGAUUUAUUUUGGCGACAUUGCUGUUAAAGGGUAUGAGCCUCCCAAUACUUGCAUUGUUCUUCAUGAUGCUGAAGAUGAAGAGCUUUUUAAAGCUCCUCUGGGUUUCCAGCUUGUUGGGAAAAUCAAGAAACAGAAGGGAAUGGAUGGCAUAUCUUUCUGGCUACCUCAACCUCCCCCGGGCUUUGUUUCCUUAGGUUGUAUUGCAUCUAAGAGCACCCCAAAGCAGAAUGAGUUCAGCACAUUAAGAUGUAUUCGCAGUGAUAUGGUCACUGGGGAUCAGUUUCUGGAGGAAAGUAUAUGGGAUACAUCUGAUGCCAAAUUUACAGCAGAAUCAUUCAGUAUUUGGCUGGUUGAUAAUGAGUUGGGAACCUUCAUUGUACGUAGUGGUUUUAAAAAACCUCCUAGAAGGUUUGCUUUAAAGCUGGCAGAUUCAGGUGUACCAAGUGGUUCGGAUGAUACUGUCAUUGAUGCAGAAAUCACAACAUUUUCUGCAGCACUCUUUGAUGACUAUAGUGGCUUGAUGGUUCCAUUGUUCAAUGUAUCUUUUAGUGGAAUUGGGUUUAAUUUACAUGGACGAACAGACUACUUGAGUUCCACUGUCAACUUCUCCUUGGUUGCACGUUCAUAUAAUGAUAAGUAUGAUUCUUGGGAGCCUCUCAUUGAGCCCGUUGAUGGAUUUUUAAGGUACCUCUACGAUUUUAAUGCCCCAGGUGCAGCUUCUCAGUUACGUGUUACCUCAACUAGGGAUCUAAACUUAAAUGUCUCGGUCUCUAAUGCAAAUAUGAUCAUUCAAGCCUAUGCAAGCUGGAACAAUCUGAGUCAUGUCCAUGAAUAUCAAAGAAAGAGAGAAGCAUUUUCUCCUACUCAUGGUGGAAGAUCUGUAUUUGAUAUUCAUCAAUCGAGAGAUUAUUAUAUAAUCCCUCAAAACAAGCUUGGUCAGGACAUCUUCAUUAGAGCUACAGAUAUAAGGGGAAUUCCAAAUAUAAUUUGGAUGCCAUCUGGGGAUGUGAAGCCUGUAAAAGUUCUAGUCUCAAAAAACGUGUCAGAUUCUCACUUGAAAGGAAAAGUUCACAGAAAAGCUAGAACAAUGGUGACAGUCGUUAUAGUGGAUGGACAGUUCCCAAGAGUUGAAGCCUUAACUUCUCACCAAUAUUCCGUAGCAAUUCGUCUUAGUCCUGUUCAGAACCUCUCUUCUGAGUCACAGCUUCAUCGGCAGAGUGCACGCACAUGUGGAAGCAGUUCAGAUAACUUCUCAUCUUCUGAGUUUGAAAUGGUCAACUGGAAUGAAGUAUUUUUCUUCAAAGUUGAUUCGCCAGACUACUACUUGGCGGAAUUAGUUGUGACGGACAUGGCGAAAGGUGAUCCAAUUGGAUACUUUUCAGCGCCCCUGAAGCAGAUAGCAGGAAACAUCCAAGGCAGUUCAGAUUCUGAUGAUUAUGUGACCAGAUUGACCUGGAUAGACUUAUUGUCAACAGAAUCUGUGAAUAUGAUUGAGAGUGACAAAUGUAAAGGCUCAUGUGGGAGAAUAAGAUGUGCCAUACUCCUGUCACCAAGAUCUGAAGAUGAAGACAGAAAUCAACCCGUUGUUAGCAAUAGAAAUUCUGGACAUAUUCAGAUUAGUCCUAGCAGAGAAGGGCCUUGGACUACUGUGAGGCUAAACUAUGCUGCACCUGCUGCUUGUUGGCGGUUUGGCAAUGACGUUGUUGCCAGUGAAGUAAGUGUCAAGGAUGGGAAUAGAUAUGUGAAUAUUAGGUCGCUGGUUUCAAUACAUAACAAUACAGAUUUUAUACUCGAGUUGUGUCUUGCACCCAAAGCUUCCACAGAGAACAUGAAACCACAAGAUAAAACAACGAAUCAGAAAGGUUUACAAAUUGAUGGUAAAAGCAUUCAAACUGAUGAGUUCAUUGAAACUGAAGAAUAUGACCCAAGCAUUGGUUGGGUUGGUAGAGUGGUUCAAUCAAGCCAAGAUAUCUCAGAAGGUGGAAGCUCCCAUCAGGCAAUUUCUGAAGUUGAGUUGCCAUCAGGCUGGGAAUGGAUUGAUGAUUGGCAUUUGGACAAGACGUCUAGCAAUGAUGCUGAUGGUUGGGUUUAUGCUUCUGAUGUUCAAAGUCUAAAAUGGCCUGGGUCUUUUGAUACUCAGAAGCUUGUGAGCCAUGCGAGGCAAAGGAGAUGGAUCAAAAGUAGGAAACAAAUAUCAUGUGAAUUCAAGCGGGACAUAUCUAUUGGACAGUUGAAUCCUGGAGACACUGUGCCUGUUCCUCUCUCUAGUUUGUCACAAUCUGGAAUGUAUGUCUUGCAAGUAAGACCUUUUAAUCUCGCUAAUCCUGAUGAAUAUACAUGGAGUUCUGUAGUGGAAAAACCUGGCGAAUCAGAGGAUUAUGGUAAGCCAAAAGUUUAUUCUGGAAUAUGUGUAUCAAGUCUUACCGAGUGUGAGGAACUGUUAUGCUGUACCCAGAUAACGGGGACUUCAUCUAGUCGUUCCCAUAAAUUGUGGUUCUGCUUGAGCAUACAAGCAACAGAGAUUGCGAAAGACAUUCAUUCUAAUCCUAUUCAGGACUGGAGUCUUGUGGUUAAGUCACCACUUUCUGUUACCAAUUUUCUUCCUCUUGCAGCUGAGUAUUCUGUUCUUGAAAUGCAACCAAGUGGUCAUUUUGUUGCCUGUUCUAGAGGAGUAUUUGGUCUAGGCGAAACUGUAAAGAUUUACAGUGCUGACAUACGAAAUCCUUUGUUCUUUUCAUUGCUUCCACAAGGAGGAUGGCUUCCAAUACAUGAAGCUGUUCCCAUGUCUGAUCCUCAUGGAGUUCCAUCUAAAACAAUAAGUUUGAGAAGUUCAAUAUCUGGAAGGAUUAUUCAAAUCAUUCUUGAACAGAAUUACAACAAGGAGCAAUUAUUGCUGGCAAAGAUCAUUAGAGUCUAUGCUCCUUAUUGGUUUGAAGUUGCUAGGUCCCCACUUACAUUUAGGCUUGUGGAUUUGCCAGGAAAGAAACAUACACGGAAGAUUGCUCUUCCUAUUCAGUCUAAGGACAAAAAGGAAGUAUUAUAUGAGGAAAUCACUGAAGAGGAAUUAUUUGGAGGUCGCACAAUAGCUUCUGCCAUGAAUUUUAAUACAUUGGGACUUUCCAUGUCUAUUGCCCAGUCUGGUGACGAAAGGUUUGGACCAGUUAAAGAUCUUUCGCCCCUAGGUGACAUGGACGGAUCUUUGGAUCUCUAUGCCUAUGAUGCUGAUGGCAACUGUAUACGGCUUUUUAUUACUACAAAACCAUGCCUAUAUCAGUCUGUUCCUACAAAGGUAAUUACUGUUCGACCAUUCAUGACAUUUACAAACAGACUUGGCCAAGAUAUAUUUAUUAAGUUUUGCAGUGAAGAUGAACCAAAGCUUCUCCAUGCUUCUGAUUCAAGAAUCUCCUUUGUGCAUUCAGAAACAAGCAGUUCAGAUAACCUCCUGGUCCGGUUAGAGGAUACCAAUUGGUCAUUUCCUAUUAAAGUUAUAAAAGAAGAUACCAUUUCCGUGGUUUUGAGGAGGCACAAUGGUACUAGGAGAUUUUUGAGGACAGAAAUCCGGGGCUAUGAAGAAGGAUCACGUUUUGUUGUUGUAUUCCGUCUUGGGUCAACCAAUGGUCCUAUCAGAUUUGAGAAUAGAGCACUUCACAAAACAAUCAGCAUUCGCCAAUCAGGACUUAGUGAAGAUGCCUGGAUUCAGUUGCAACCUCUUUCUACCACAAAUUUCUGCUGGGAGGAUCCAUAUGGCGAAAGGUUUAUAGAUGCUAAGGUAGUUGGUAAUGAUAUCAAUAGUGUAUGGAAACUCAAUCCGGAAAGGAUUGGAUUAGUUUCGGCAGAGGAGCGGGAUCUACAGUUGAAGUUCCUAGUUUUUGAAAUGGGUGAUGUCAAGGUUGCUAGGUUCAUUGAAGAUGGGACACUAACUGGAAUCUGGGGAAAUUAUCACAUACAGAGCAAGAUGCAGAAUGAUGCUGCACCUGUAGAGUUUAUGAUCGAGUUGGGAGUGUUUGGGGUUUCUGUUGUCGACCAUAUACCAAAAGAGCUCUCCUACCUAUACUUGGAGAGAGUUCUUAUAUCUUAUUCAGCAGGCUAUGAUGGUGGAAAAACGAGCAGGUUCAAGCUGAUACUGGGUCAUCUGCAGCUGAACAACCAACUCCCUCUGACACCAAUGCCAGUGCUCUUGGCACCUGAGCAGACCUCUGAUGUGAAUCAUCCAGUAUUCAAGAUGACUGUUACAAAACGCAAUGAGAACACUGAUGGCAUCCAGGUCUACCCAUAUGUUUAUAUUCGGGUGACUGAAAAGUGUUGGAGGCUAAAUAUUCAUGAACCAAUUAUUUGGGCGGUGGUCGAUUUCUACAACAAUCUUCAGCUAGAUCGUAUUCCCCAAAGUUCUAGUGUCACACAAGUUGAUCCUGAGAUACGUUUUGACCUAAUUGAUGUCUCAGAACUAAGGUUGAAAGUGUCCCUUGAGACAGCACCAGCUCAGAGACCUCAUGGGGUUCUUGGUGUAUGGAGUCCCAUACUGUCAGCCAUUGGAAAUGCAUUCAAGAUACAGGUGCAUCUAAGGAGGGUAAUGCACAAAGACAGAUUCAUGCGUAAAAGUUCCAUUAUCCCUGCAAUUGGAAACCGAAUCUGGAGAGAUCUCAUCCAUAAUCCUUUACAUUUGAUAUUUUCAGUAGAUGUGCUUGGUAUGACAAGUUCAACAUUGGCUUCUCUUGGUAAAGGAUUGGCAGAGCUAUCAACAGAUGGGCAGUUUCUGCAAUUACGUUCAAAGCAGGUAUCGUCAAGGAGAAUCACUGGGGUGGGUGAUGGGAUUAUUAAAGGAACUGAAGCUCUUGCACAAGGUUUUGCUUUUGGGGUGUCGGGAGUAGUGACAAAGCCUGUUGAGAGUGCCCGACAGAAUGGUCUCUUAGGACUUGCUCAUGGACUUGGACGUGCUUUCCUGGGAUUUGUUGUACAACCAGUGAGUGGGGCAUUAGAUUUUUUCUCAUUGACCGUUGAUGGAAUUGGUGCAAGUUGGACCAAAUGCUUGGAGGCUUUCUCUAGUACGACCACCUUCCAAAGAAUCAGAAACCCAAGGGCUAUCCAUUCUGAUGGUGUUCUUAGAGAGUAUUGUGAGAGAGAGGCCAGUGGACAGAUGAUAUUGUACCUUGCAGAAGCAAGUCGGCAUUUUGGCUGUACUGAAAUAUUCAAGGAGCCUUCAAAAUUUGCCUGGUCAGACUAUUAUGAACAACACUUUUAUGUGCCUUAUGACAGGAUUGUUUUAGUGACCAAUAAACGAGUCAUGCUACUACAGCGUCCGGCCCAGGACAAGUUGGAUAAAAAACCUUGCAAGAUCAUGUGGGACGUGCCAUGGGAAGAGCUCAUGGCAGUGGAAUUGGCAAAAGCAGGAAGUAACCAGCCUUCUCACGUCAUUCUCCAUCUCAAAAAUUUUAGGAGGUCAGAAAAUUUUGUCCGAGUCAUCAAGUGCAGAGUUAACGAAGAAUCAGAGCAAAGAGAGCCCCAGGCAGUUAGGAUCUGUGGGUUAGUGCAUAAGAUGUGGAAAGCAUCUGACAGGAAAGGGGUCAUUCUAAAGGUUCCUUCACGCCAGAGAUACGUGUCUUUUGCUUGGAGCGAAGCAGAUGGGAGAGAAUUACCUUCUUCAAACAAAGCCAUUGUGAAGUUAAGACGGCUCUCAUCAGAUAGUUCAACAUCUGACAAGAGAAGAUUUGUUAAACACGUUGUUAACUUUGUGAAGAUCUGGAGUAGUGAACAAGAAUCAAAAGGGCGUUGCACAUUGUGCAAAAAACAGGUCUCGGAAGAUGGUGGAAUGUGUAGCAUUUGGAGACCUAUUUGCCCAUAUGGGUAUGUCUCCAUUGGAGAUAUUGCCCGUGUUGGUAUCCAUGCUCCGAAUGUUGCUGCUGUUUAUCAUAAUGUGGACAGAUCGUUUGUACUUCCAGUGGGUUAUGACCUGGUAUGGAGGAACUGCUUUGAUGAUUACACAACUCCAGUAUCGAUUUGGCAUCCACGGGCUCCAGAGGGAUAUGUUUCUCCAGGAUGCGUCGCUGUUGCUGGUUUCAGAGAGCCAGAGCCUGACUCAGUGUACUGUGUGGCCGAGUCAGUUGCUGAGGAGACGGUAUUCGAAGAGCAGGAGGUUUGGUCUGCUCCAGAGUCUUACCCAUGGGCUUGUCAUAUCUAUCAAGUUCAGAGUGAUGCACUUCACUUCGUCGCACUCAGACAAAGCAAGGAAAAAUCUGACUGGAAGCCCACGAGGGUUGUUGACAACCCCAAGCCUCGGUUGCAAACUUCUGAUACUCAGUGAAUUUUAUCUUCCUAUUUGUGAUCGGCCCCUUUGGUUUCGGUCUUUAAGGGAAGGCCUCUGCCCCACGCAUCUACUUUUAUUCGGUCGGUAUGUGCAUUAAUUGUAGUUUCUUCUGUCAAUUUUGUCACAUGUCCGUGUGUUUAGUAUGUCCUGACAAACAAAAUAAUUCUUCUUCUUAAAGAACUCACCCUACAGAAAAAUUACAGACAACAUUUGUUUGAAUAAUGUACAGCAGAGUGUAACGGUUUCGCCCUCUUUUUUCCAAUUGGGGAGGCGAGGCCGUGUUGGAUAGAUUGAUGAAUGGUAAGCUUCCGAAGGUGUCAUAGGGGAACAGCAGCAUCAUGAACACUUGUACAUCACUUUCAGAGACAGUUUUUUUGCUGUAAAUGUCUGUCAGAACUUGUGUUUUCAUGGGUUUUUUUUUAUAAUUUCAUGAAUGAAUCAGUUAAACUGCUAA
Molecule: messenger RNA, 13676 nt
Organism: Juglans microcarpa x Juglans regia
Lineage: Eukaryota; Viridiplantae; Streptophyta; Magnoliopsida; Fagales; Juglandaceae
Biological process (GO): protein retention in Golgi apparatus; protein targeting to vacuole
Cellular component (GO): extrinsic component of membrane
Source: RefSeq, a predicted model, not a curated record